AUGCCACACGUCCUCUUCCCCACCCACGUCGCCGUCCGCGAGCUCGACCUCAGCAAGAUCGAAUCGCUCGACAGUGACCCGGAGCAUCGCCCCAAGGCUGAGCUCAACUAUACUCCCAUUCCCGACGACGACUUCCUCGAACGCCUAACAGUCGCAUUCAACAAACACCGUUCUGCACCAAGCAUGAUGCUCGAAUUGAACUGUGACCGCAUUCGCUUCAUUGGCGGUUUGCCCAGAGGUUUUGCUGCCUUUGCUGCUCCUCCCAAGCCAGGCAGAAACACCGACAGAUACAUUUUUGGCCACCACGAAAGUGAGAAUGCUGGCUUCAAGUACGAUAAACCCUUCCGUUCCCUCACCUCGUUUGUUCCUCACGUCUUCUGGAUCAUCGUUGAUCAGAUCGUUCAAGGCAACUUUCCCAGAGGUUGUUUGUGCGAUGUUUGUGCUGUGGACAACAGAAAGGAGCGAAAGGAUCUUUAG
Molecule: messenger RNA, 477 nt
Organism: Aureobasidium melanogenum CBS 110374
Lineage: Eukaryota; Fungi; Ascomycota; Dothideomycetes; Dothideales; Saccotheciaceae
Exons: 2
Coding region: 1-477 (158 amino acids)
Source: RefSeq, a predicted model, not a curated record